AUGUCUCGCUCAAUUUACUUAGGUGCCGAUGGCCAACUCACCAUCAAGCAAGUCACGGAAGACUACACACCUCAAAAACUUCAAGCCCUUGUCUCAAUAAAGUACUCGGGCAUCAACCCCUGCGAUCUCAACUUCUUUCACGUUGGCCUCAACUCCUUCGUCACCGGCUUCGAGUUCGCCGGCAACGUCGAGGCAGUCGGGCCCGAAUCCACCCUGCAAAUCGGCGACGCCGUUCUCGGUAUCUCGCCCGUCGGGUUUCCCCAAAGAUCUUCGGCUUGCACACAUCAAGACAAGGCCAUCGUCGAAAGUAAUCUUACCUUCAAGCUGCCUCCCGGCCUCGCUCUCAAAGACGCCGGGGGCCUGGCUCUCACGACGCAGACCGCCGCCGACGCCAUCUUCAACAUUCUCGGUUUCGCCUUCCCCGCCGCGGGCGUCACCGGGACUGAUGGCACCGACAAGCCGAUACUGAUUUGGGGCGGGGCCAGCAGCGUCGGCGUCGCGGCCGUUCAGCUCGCAAAGGCGGCAGGAUUCAAUCCCAUCUUCACGACUGCGUCCGUCAAGAACCACGCCGCGCUACAGCUGCUCGGGGCUACACAUUGCUUCGACUAUAAGAGCCCCGAUGUGACUGGCGAUAUCCGCGCUGCUGCCAAGGAUAUCGGCGUGAGCCUGACUACCGGCUUCGAUACUGUUGGCAGCGGUCUGCAUGGCCCCAACGCCGACCCUGAGACGUCUACGCCGACGCUUCUCCGCAGGAGCUUGUCUGGAGGCGUCGAGGAAAAGUCUGUCAAGCUUGUGUGCACGCAACCCAUACCCCAUGAUCCGGCUUUUGGUUUCUGCACGUGCUACCGGCCCGUUGGUAGCGUCGGUGCCAUGGGUCACCCGCAAGACCCUGAAUUUCCGGUUCGCUUGCGUAGGGUCAUGGAACAUGUUCUGGACUCUGCCGAAAGGGCUCCGAAGCACCCCAAUAUUACUGUUGUCAAGGGUGGCGAAGCCGGGUUACGGGAGAUCCAGAGAGUGGCCUAUGGCGGUGCUUCGUUGGAGAAAGUUGUGAUUGAGCACCCGAUCUGA
This is a messenger RNA of Colletotrichum paranaense, 1068 nucleotides long. RefSeq lists its product as uncharacterized. Gene Ontology annotation, molecular function: oxidoreductase activity, acting on NAD(P)H. The transcript has a single exon. The coding region runs from base 1 to 1068 and encodes 355 amino acids. The record is from RefSeq and is a predicted model, not a curated record. NCBI's taxonomy places the organism in Eukaryota, Fungi, Ascomycota, Sordariomycetes, Glomerellales, Glomerellaceae.